Molecule: messenger RNA, 798 nt
Organism: Cuscuta campestris
Lineage: Eukaryota; Viridiplantae; Streptophyta; Magnoliopsida; Solanales; Convolvulaceae
Source: the annotation of a GenBank genome assembly
CAUAUGACUGAUGAUCCUCCUAAGGAUGCAACUACUAAGAAAGUGUGGUUGAGGGAUGAUGCUCGACUAUUCCUCCAAAUCCGGAACUCAAUUGAUGGGGAUGUGCUUGGGUUAGUUGGCCAUUGUGAAACAGUUAAAGACUUGAUGGAAUAUUUGGAAUUUCUAUAUUCAGGGAUUUCAAGAAAGAAAACAAAGAUGCAAGAACACCUUUUCCAAGUGUUCUAUAGUUCUACCGAGGCUGCAUUUUCAGCUCACCAUACUCCAAGAACCCAGUGGACACAUCAAGGAUGGGCUGAGGGAGUUGAAAGUUUGGACUACGACAGCCGGUCAGAUAAAAGUUUUGGAAUGAAACAAAGGCCUGAUGGAGAUAUUGAGAUUGAUGAGAAAUUCUGGGAGGAGGAUUUCGUUAUUCCUGUUUGCCCAAAGUGCAAUGGGCUACUGAAACCAAAUGUUGUCUUUUUUGGAGAUUCUGUACCUAAAGGGAGAGCAGAUUCUGCAAUGCUAGCUGCCAAAGAAUGUGAUGCUUUUGUUGCACUUGGAUCUUCUUUGAUGACCAUGUCUGCAUUCCGGCUUAUUAGAACUGCAUAUGAGGUUGGGGCCGCCACUGCAAUUGUAAACAUUGGUGAAACACGAGCUGAUGAUUUUGUACCUCUGAAAAUCAAAACUAGACUUGGAGAGAUACUUCCAAGAUUGCUUGACGUCGGAUCCAUUGUUUUCUGAUUGGGAACCUGGGAGGUAUCAAUACUCUUCUAAGAUGGACUGGUUACAUUUAUGUUGUCUAUUGUUGUACAAGCCCAU